Molecule: messenger RNA, 13240 nt
Organism: Rubroshorea leprosula
Lineage: Eukaryota; Viridiplantae; Streptophyta; Magnoliopsida; Malvales; Dipterocarpaceae
Source: the annotation of a GenBank genome assembly
GUAAUGGUGGCAAAACGAAUUUUCAUUCGCGUCUCGUUUCUUUUCAGUCUUCUCAUCCAAAAACCGUCCGCUUCUUUUGGGUGUGAAGAAGUGCAAUAGAUCACAGAACCAGGGGUUUCCACUCUCAAGAAACCCUAUUCCGAUCCUAAAAACUCGAAAAUCAAACUCCUUCUAUGGGGAUUCUCCGACCUCGAUCAUACGCGGCUCGCCGGACUGAAAGAGAGUAAUCGAUUCUGUUUUCCAGUAUUCGCUGAGAAGGAACUCCUUCGAUCAUCUUCAUCAUGUUUGAAGCUCAUGUUCUGCAUUUGCUUCGAAGAUACUUGGGCGAAUAUGUCCAUGGGCUCUCAACAGAGGCUCUAAGGAUCAGUGUCUGGAAAGGCGAUGUGGUCCUCAAGGAUUUAAAAUUGAAGGCAGAGGCACUAAAUUCACUAAAACUCCCUGUCACUGUCAAAGCUGGUUUUGUGGGUUCUAUCACGCUAAAGGUUCCUUGGAAAAGUUUGGGUAAAGAACCUGUUAUUGUUCUCAUUGAUCGUGUCUUUGUUCUUGCAUAUCCUGCAUCUAAUGAUAGGACUAUUAAGGAGGAGGAUAGGGAAAAACUCUUUGAAUCGAAACUUCAACAGAUUGAGGAAGCAGAAUCAGCAACUCUUGAAGCAUUGCAAAGGUUGAAGCCAGGAAGUCCACCUUCUGGAAACUCAUGGCUUGGUUCUCUUAUUGCUACGAUUAUUGGAAAUCUGAAGAUAUCAAUUAGCAAUGUACAUGUCAGAUAUGAGGAUUGUGUAAGUAAUCCAGGACAUCCAUUUUCUUCUGGUGUUACCCUAGCUAAGCUUGCUGCAGUCACAAUGGAUGAGGAUGGAAAUGAAACCUUUGAUACCAGUGGUGCACUGGAUAAGUUGCGUAAGUCAUUGCAACUAGAGAGGCUUGCCAUGUAUCAUGAUUCCGAUAAGCUUCCCUGGAAGGUGGAUAAGAAAUGGGAAGAUCUUAGUCCAAAGGAAUGGAUUGAGAUAUUUGAAGAUGGUAUAAAUGAACCUGAUGCUGGCAGUAAACUGGUGUCUAAAUGGGCUAUGAAUCGUAACUAUUUUGUGUCCCCAAUAAAUGGAGUCCUUAAAUAUCAUCGACUUGGAAAUCAAGAAAGAAAUGAUCCUGAUGUUCCUUUGGAGAAGGCUUCUGUUGUCUUAAGUGAUGUCUCCUUAACAAUCACAGAGGUGCAAUAUCAUGAUUGGAUAAAACUUUUGGAAGUUGUCUCAAGAUACAGGACAUAUGUUGAAAUUUCCCAUUUAAGACCUGCGGUGCCAGUCUUAAAGGGUACUACUCGUCUGUGGUGGCAUUAUGCUGCUCAGGCCAGCCUGCAGCAGAAAAAAAUGUGCUACCACUUCUCAUGGGAUCAAAUUCGGCAUCUUUGCCAGCUUCGUCGACACUAUAUUCAAUUGUAUGCUACUUCAUUGCAGCAGUCAUCAAAUAUUGAUAACUCAGAAAUGAGAGAAAUUGAGAAAGAUCUCGACUCUAAAGUAAUUCUUUUAUGGAGGUUACUUGCGCAUGCCAAGGUUGAAUCAGUAAAGUCAAAGGAAGCAGCAGAAAAGAGGAGGUUGAAAAAGAAAAGCUGGUUUUCGUUUGGAUGGGGUACAAACUCAGAAGCUGCAUCAGAUGGCGGUGCUUCUGAGAAUUCGCAGUUAAGUGAGGGAAGUCUUACAAAAGAAGAAUGGGAAGCCAUCAAUAAGUUAGUGAGUUGCCAGCCAGAUGAUGAGUUGAUGUCACAUUCAGGGAAAGACUUGCAGAAUAUGAUCCAGUUUUUGGUUUCUGUAUCAAUUGGUCAAUCUGCAGCCAGAAUUAUCAAUACAAGUCAGACUGAGAUUAUUUGUGGUAGAUUUGAGCAACUUCAUGUAGAGACCAAGUUUAAACAUCGCAGUACCCAAUGUGAUGUGAAGCUGAGAUUUUAUGGUUUGUCUGCUCCUGAAGGUUCACUUGUGCAGAGCGUCUGCAACGAACGGAAGGAGAAUGCUCUUACUGCUAGUUUUGUACACUCACCAGUUGGAGAGAGUGUUGACUGGAGGUUGUCAGCUACAAUUUCUCCAUGUCAUGUUACGGUUUUGGUGGAGAGCUUUGAUCGUUUUUUUGAAUUUGUGAAGAGGAGUAAUGCUGUUAGCCCUACAGUUGCGAUGGAGACUGCUACUGCAUUACAGAUGAAGAUUGAGAAAGUGACUCGCCAAGCGCAGGAGCAGUUUCAGAUGGUGUUAGAGGAACAAAGCAGAUUUGCUCUCGACAUCGAUCUUGAUGCCCCAAAAGUUAGGAUUCCCAUAAGGACAAAUGGCUAUUCCAAAUGUGAUAGCCAUUUUAUUUUGGAUUUUGGUCAUUUCACAUUGCAUACUAUGGAAAGUCAAUCUGUUGAACAGAGGCAGAAUCUAUAUUCUCGUUUCUACAUAUCUGGAAGAGAUAUUGCUGCUUUCUUUACAGAUUGUGGCUCUGAUUGUCAGAACUGCACUUUGUUCAAACCAAAUUCCAAUUAUCAAACAAUAUUAUCUCCCCGGCCAGGCAAAGUUGAUUUCUAUUCUGUUAUUGAUAGGUGUGGAAUGGCAGUAAUUGUUGAGCAGAUUAAAGUUCCUCACCCGAGUUACCCAUCAACACGAGUUUCUUUCCAAGUGCCAAAUCUUGGCAUUCACCUUUCACCAUCAAGAUAUUGCAGGCUUAUGGAAUUGCUGAACAUAUUUAAUGGUUCCAAGGAUCACUCUAAUCAGCCUGGUAUUGAUAAUUCCCAUCCAGAUAAUGCCCCUUGGACUUCUGCAGACCUUACUGCUGAUGCUAGAAUUCUAGUCUGGAAGGGCAUUGGCAACUCUGUCGCAACGUGGCAGCCUUGUUUUCUUGUGUUAUCUGGAUUUUAUCUUUAUGUCUUGGAAUCUGAAAAAUCUCAAAGCUACCAGCGAUACUUGAGCAUGGCUGGUAGACAGGUAUUUGAGGUUGCAUCCGAAAAAAUUGGUGGUUCAUCAUCUUGUAUUGCAGUGAGCUUCAGAGGGAUGGACCCCAAAAAGGCUUUGGAGUCUUCUGGUACCUGGGUUAUUGAAUUUCGGGAGGAGGAGAAGACUGCUUGGCUGAGAGGACUUGUUCAAGCCACAUAUCAAGCUUCUGCUCCUGCAUCAGUUGAUCUGCUCAGAGAAACAAGUGAUGGUAUUAGUGAGUCUGAUGAUCCUCGAAGAACAAGUUCAAAGACUGGUGACAUUGUAAUUAAUGGGGCAGUGGUUGAGACAAAGUUAUGGAUAUAUGGAAAGACUGAGGAUGAAGCCAAAGAGAAAUGUGAAGAAAGACUAAUUCUUGAGGUUAUUGCCUGUGGGGGAAAGGUACACAUGAUAAGUUGUGAGAGUGACCUAAUGGUCAAGACAAAACUGCAUUCUUUACAAAUUAAGGAUGAACUUCAAGGUCGUCUGUCUGGGAAUCCACAGUACCUAGCCUGCUCUGUGCUGAAGAAUGAGAAUUUACUUGAAUCUCCAGUUGCUUCUGAGUCUCAUGAGAAAGAGAUGUCUGUAGAGCACCUGGAUGAUGAAGAUACUUUUACGGAUGCUCUACCAGAAUUUGCCUCUUUGUUGCAACAUGUAGAUCCUGAUAGAUUUGACCCUGCUGGAGCCUUAAUUUCUGAAGAGGAGCUGAUACAAGGAAAAGGAUUAUCUGGAGAGAUAUUUUAUGAAGCACAGGGUGGUGAUUAUUUGGAUUUUGUAACUGUUACCUUCUCAAGUAGGAGUUCCUGUUCGCCUGUUUAUAAUGGUAUAGAUACCCAGAUGAGUAUCCGAAUGUCCAAACUGGAGUUCUUCUUUAACAGACUCACUUUAGUUGCUUUGAUCAGUUUUGCCUUGGAUCUAAGCACUGUGAGUUACUUGGAGAGUAAUACAGAGAUAAACAAAACAUCAGAUGAUAAAGAAAAGUCUGAAGAAAGUGGUCGAAUUGAAGGAUUACUAGGGUAUGGUAAAGACCGUGUAGUAUUUCGUUUGAAUAUGAACAUAAAUAGUGUUGCAGUGUUUCUUAACAAGGAGGAUGGAUCUCAGCUUGCAAUGUUUUUGCAAGAAAGUUUCCUAUUAGAUCUUAAGGUCCAUCCCGGUUCUCUUUCCAUUGAAGGCGCACUUGGAAAUUUCAGACUCCGUGAUAUGUCUCUUGCAGCGGAUAACUGUUGGGGAUGGCUAUGUGAUAUACGUAACCCAGGGGUUGAAUCUCUUAUCAAGUUCAAAUUUACUUCUUACUGUGUGGGAGAUGUUGACUAUGAAGGAUAUGAUUACAGCUUGUCUGGUCGGCUUUCUGCUGUUCGCAUUGUUUUUCUCUAUAGGUUUGUUCAGGAGAUAACAGCUUACUUCAUGGAACUUGCUACUCCACAUACAGAGGAUGUAAUAAAACUUGUUGACAAAGUUGGAGACUUUGAGUGGCUAGUUCAGAAAUAUGAGAUUGAAGGGGCUGCUGCAUUGAAGCUUGACCUCUCGCUUGACACUCCGAUAAUAAUUGUUCCUGGGAAUUCAACAAGCAAAGAUUUCAUUCAAUUUGAUCUGGGUCAGCUGAAGGUGACAAAUGAAAUAAGUUGGCAUGGAUGCCCUGACAAAGAUCCUUCAGCUGUCCAUGUAGAUGUUCUUCAUGCGGAGAUUCAAGGAGUAAACAUGUCUAUAGGUAUCAAUGGUACUUUAGGUACUCCAAUGAUUCAUGAAGCCAGGGGACUUGAUGUUUAUGUGCGUCGGAGUUUGAGGGAUGUUUUCAAAAAAGUCCCUACAUUAUCUCUGGAUAUUAAGGUGGGUUUCUUGCAUGUUGUGAUGUCUGAUAAAGAGUAUAAUGUUGUUUUGAAUUGUAUGACCAUGAAUUUAAGUGAAGUUCCAAGGCUUCCUCCAAGCUUUCGGGGUAGCGAAUCUGUCUCUAAAGAUACAAUGCGGCUGCUGGUUGACAAGGUCAACAUGAAUGGUCAAAUGCUAUUCUCACGUAGUGUAACCAUAAUAGCAGUUGAAGUUGGUUAUGCCCUGUUGGAGCUGCAUAAUGUUAUUCUUGAGGAUUCACCUUUAGCUCAUAUUGCUUUGGAAGGUCUUUGGGUUUCAUACAGGAUGACUUCAUUGUCCGAAACAGAUCUGUAUGUAACCAUUCCCAAAUUUUCUAUUCUGGACAUUCGCCCAAAGACAAAGCCUGAAAUGCGCCUCAUGCUUGGAUCAUCUACGGAUGCUUCCAAACAAGCUUCUGCUGGAAACUUUCCCUUUUCAAAUAAGUCCAGUUUUAGCGGAGCAAAUUCCAAAGUUGGUUCUGUCUUGGAUCUACCAAUUUCAACAAUGUUUUUGACAGACUAUAGAUGGCGAGAAUCUUCCCAAUCACUUGUACUUCGGCUUCAGCAGCCUCGAUUACUUGUGGUACCAGAUUUUCUUCUUGCUGUAGCUGAGUUUUUUGUGCCUGCUCUGGGAGCAAUAACAGGAAGGGAUGAAACAAUGGAUCCAAAGAAUGACCCAAUAAGUAAGAAUAGCAUAGUUCUCGCUGAGCCUGUCUAUAAACAGAGUGAAGAUGUGGUGCACUUGUCUCCAAGUAGACAGUUGGUUGUUGAUGCCCUGGGCAUUGAUGAGUACACAUAUGAUGGUUGUGGAAAGACUAUCUUUUUAAAUGAAGGAAAUGAUACGAAGGAAUCACAUUCAACAAAAUUUCGUCCAAUUAUAAUUGUUGGAUGUGGCAAGAAGUUGCGGUUUGUCAAUGUGAAAAUUGAGAAUGGUUCUCUUUUGAGAAAGUAUAUGUACUUGAGCAAUGAAAGCAGCUAUUCAGUCUCCCAAGAAGAUGGUGUUGAAAUUAUCUUGAUUGAUAAACGCUCUUCUGAUGAUAAGAGAAUUCCUGAUAAUGUGAUUGAACUAUCAGGCAUGGAAGUUGCUCCAUAUUUACAAGAUGAUCCAAAUGUUGUGCGGAGUUUCACUUUUGAAGCUCAGGUUGUUUCUCCAGAGUUCACCUUCUAUGACGGUGCAAAGUCCCCUUUGGAUGAUUCCUCUUAUGGUGAAAAGCUCUUGCGUGCAAAAAUGGAUUUAAACUUCAUGUAUGCAUCAAAGGAAAAUGAUACAUGGAUUCGUGCCCUGGUGAAGGAUCUGACGGUUGAGGCUGGUUCUGGGCUUGUCAUACUUGACCCAGUGGAUAUUUCAGGGGCAUAUACUUCAGUCAAGGAGAGAAUUAAUAUGUCUCUGAUAUCAACUGAUAUAUGCAUCCAUCUUUCACUGAGUACAAUUUCUCUUCUGCUUAACCUUCAAAGACAAGCUGCAGCAGCAUUACAAUUUGGAAAUGCCACUCCUCUGGCUAUUUGCACAAAUUUUGACAGAAUUUGGGUGUCUCCAAAAGAAAAUGGGCCUCAUAAUAAUCUUACCAUUUGGAGGCCUCAAGCUCCAUCAAACUAUGUUAUAUUGGGAGAUUGUGUGACUUCAAGGCCAAUUCCUCCUUCACAGGCAGUGCUAGCAGUAAGUAAUACAUAUGGGCGAGUGAGGAAGCCUCUUGGUUUCAAUCUUAUUGGCUUUUUCUCUCAUGUCCUGAAAUUCAAUGGAAGCGAAGAUCAUUCUAAUCUUGAUAAUGAUUGCUCUCUAUGGAUGCCCAUUGCUCCCCCAGGAUAUACCACAAUGGGUUGUGUAGCAAAUAGAGGAAAAGAACCACCACCAAAUCAUACUGUUUAUUGCCUGCGUUCUGACCUUGUAACAUCUACAAGUUUUUCAGAAUGCUUGCUAAAUUCCCCUUCGAAUCAAUGGCUUUCUUCUGGAUUCAGUAUAUGGCGAUUGGAAAAUGCUCUUGGAUCAUUUCAUGCACAUUCUUCAACUGAAUGCCCUUCAAAUGAGAUGUGUUGUGAUCUGAGUCAUCUUCUUCUCUGGAAUUCAUUUCGGUCUUACUCAUCAUUUACGGAAUCCCUCUCAGAUUUUUCUGUUGGCCGUGAUCUUGCAAUUCAUCAAACAAGUGACCAGAAUGCUGGCUCAUCUGGGUGGGACUUUCUCAGGGCAAUCUCAAAAGCAAAUAAUUGCUACAUGUCAACCCCUCACUUUGAGAGAAUCUGGUGGGACAAGGGUAGUGACCUCCGCCGACCAGUGUCAAUUUGGAGGCCCAUCUCACGUUCUGGUUUUGCCAUAGUUGGUGAUUACAUAAUUGAAGGCCUAGAACCUCCUACUUUGGGCAUAAUAUUUAAGGCAGAUGAUCCAGAUGUCUCUGCAAAGCCAGUGCAGUUUGCCAAAGUUGCCCACAUUGUAGGGAAAGGUUUUGACGAAGCUUUCUUCUGGUACCCAAUUGCACCUCCUGGUUAUGCUUCUCUGGGAUGUGUUGUUUCCAGAACAGAUGAAGCCCCAUCUGUUGAUUCAUUUUGCUGCCCAAGGAUGGAUCUUGUUAACCAAGCCAAUAUUGAUGAGGGGCCCAUCUCAAGAUCUUCAAGCUUGAAGGCAUCCCAGUGCUGGAGCAUUUGGAAAGUUCAAAAUCAGGCAUGUACUUUUCUUGCACGCUCUGAUCUGAAAAAACCAUCACCUCGGUUGGCAUACACUAUUGGUGAUGCUGUAAAGCCAAAGACACGGGAGAAUGUGGUUGCUGAGAUGAAACUAAGAUACUUCUCCCUAACUGUUUUAGACAGCUUACAUGGAAUGAUGACACCACUCUUUGAUGUAACAAUCACAAAUAUCAAGCUGGCAACACAUGGCCAACUAGAGGCAAUGAAUGCAGUCCUCAUUUCUUCUAUUGCUGCUUCAACCUUCAAUACACAAUUGGAAGCAUGGGAGCCCCUGGUGGAGCCAUUUGAUGGAAUAUUUAAGUUUGAAACAUAUGAGACCAAUGCCCAUGCACCAUCCAGACCAGGAAAGAGAGUGCGUAUUGCUGCUACUAAUAUUGUGAAUAUAAAUGUCAGUGCUGCAAAUCUUGAAACUUUUGUAGAGACCAUUCUUUCAUGGAGAAGACAGUUAGAGCUUGAACAGAGAACAACCAAGUUAAUCAAGGAGGCUGAUCGGCAUUCUAGACACGGAGAAGAUCAAACCUUUUCUGCACUGGAUGAAGAUGAUUUUCAGACUGUAGUAGUAGAGAAUAAACUUGGGCAUGAUAUGUUUCUAAGAAUGGUUGAGCAGAACUCUGAUAUAGUUGACCAAUUACAUCAUGGUGACUGUGCUUCAGUUCGGAUUCCACCUGCAAGGUUUUCAGAUCGCUUAAAUGUUGCAGAUCAGACUAGGGAAUCGCGUUGUUAUGUUGCUGUACAGAUUCUUCAUGCUAAGGAUUUACCCAUAUUGGAUGAUGGCAACAGCCAUAACUUCUUUUGUGCCUUACGGCUUGUUGUUGAUAGUCAGGCAACAGAUCAGCAAAAACCUUUUCCUCAGAGUGCAAGGACAAAAUGUGUUAAGCCUUCAUUUUCAGAUACUGAUUGUCCAGAUAAAGGCAAUGCAAAAUGGAAUGAACUAUUCAUCUUUGAGGUUCCUUGGAAGGGAGGGGCUAAGUUAGAAGUGGAGGUAACAAACUUGGCAGCAAAAGCUGGAAAAGGAGAGGUUGUUGGUGCUUUCUCAUUUCCUGUUGGGCACGGUGUGAGUGUUCUAAAGAAGGUAUCUUCAGCGAGGAUACUGCAUCAACCAAAUGAUGUUCAGGAUGUUGUUUCCUAUCCACUGAGCAAAAGGUCCAAAAAUGUUGAAGACAUGCAUGAGUGUGGAUGCCUGUUUGUUUCCACUUCUUAUUUUGAGAGGAAUGCAGCAGCAAACUUUCAAAGAGAUUUUGAUAGCAAGAAUGCUGGUGGUAGAGAUGUAGGUUUCUGGGUUGGGCUGGGCCCAGAAGGUCCAUGGGAGGGUGUUCGCUCACUGCUUCCAUUGUCAGUGAUUCCAAAAUCAAUACAAAAUGAUUUCAUUGCAAUGGAAGUUGUCAUGAAAAAUGGAAAGAAGCAUGCUGUUUUCAGGGGUCUUGCAACUGUUGCAAAUGAUUCAGAUGUAAAUUUGGAUAUUUUCAAUUGUCACAUGUCUAUGGUUCAGGAUCUAGGUAUAGGUAGCCACAACAUUGUUCUGGAAGAGAUUUUUGAAAAUCAACGUUAUCAACCACUUUCUGGUUGGUCCAAUGACUUGCCUGGCGUUUGUAGUGAUGAUCCAGGACCCUGGAGCACCAAAGAUUUAUCAUAUUCAUCAAAGGAUAUUUUUGAACCUACCCUUCACCAUGGAUGGCAGUGGAUAUCAAAUUGGGCUAUUGAUAAAUCUGAUUUUGUUGAUGUGGAUGGCUGGGCUUGUGGACCUGACUUUCAAAGUCUUAAAAGAUGGCCUCCAACCUCUUCAAAAUCAGGUACAAAAUCCUCAAAUAAUGUUGUUCGCAGAAGGCGUUGGAUUCGACUUAGACAACAAUUUACCAAUAAAGAAAAAACUGGUUUGAAGAGUGGCUUCACUGCUAUUAAUCCUGGAUCCUCUACUGUUUUACCGUGGGAUAGUACAUUCAGAGAUUCAGAGCAGUGUUUAUGCAUGCGCCCUUCUGUUGAUCAUCCUCAACCCCCAUAUAAAUGGGGUCAGGCAGUCGCUAUUGGUUCUAGUUUUGCAAGUGGAAAGGACCAGCUUUUUGUUGAUCAAGGGAAGCAAGAAGCCAAAACCACUAAUUUUGCUCUCAAGUUGAAUCAACUCAAGAAGAAAGAUGUACUUAUUUGCUGUUAUCCUGCUUCUGGAAGUAAACAAGUCUGGCUUAGUGUAAGUGCAGACGCAUCAGUUCUUAACACGGAGCUUAAUCAACCUGUUUAUGAUUGGAGGAUCUCUGUUAAUGCUCCUUUGAAGUUGGAAAAUCGACUUCCUUGUCCAGCUGUGUUUACAGUUUGGGAAAGAACAAGAGAAGGGAACUUCACUGAACGGAGCAAGGGUAAGAUAUCUACUCGCAGGAGUGCACAUAUAUAUUCAGCAGAUAUCCAGAGACCUAUUUAUCUUAAAUUGUUUGUUGAAGGUGGUUGGGUUACGGAAAAGGACCCCAUUCUUGUUCUGGAUCCUUCUUCCAGUGAUCAUGUUUCAUCAUUCUGGAUUGUCAACCUGCAAACUAAAAGGAGAUUGUGUGUGAGGAUUGAACGAGAUAUGGGAGAAACCAGUGCUGCACCCAAGAUAAUAAGGUUUUUUGUUCCAUAUUGGAUAAUUAAUGAUUCGUCGUUGCCUUUAGCAUAUCAAUUGGUGGAAAUUGAUGCCACAGAUAAUACAGAAGUUGAAUCCAGCUCUCUAUCUAGAUCAUUUAAGUCUGCAAAAACAAUCUUGAGAACUUCCACGCACUCAAUGGACAGGAAAUAUUCAGGUCUAAGGAGAAACAUCCAAGUAGUUGAAGUAAUUGAGGACAUUAGUCCUAUGCCCAGCAUGCUUUCCCCACAAGACUCUGUAGGUCGUCGUGGUGUUGCACUGUUUCCAUCACAGAAGGAUACUUAUGUUUCUCCACAAGUUGGCAUUGCAGUUGCUAUUCAUAAUUCUGAAAUUUACAGUCCUGGGAUUUCUCUCUUGGAGAUGGAAAAGAAGGAACGUGUUGAUGUAAAGGCAUUUAAUUCAGAUGGAUCUUACUACAAGCUUUCAGCUGUACUUAACAUGACCUCAGAUAGAACAAAGGUCAUUCAUCUUCAGCCGCACACCUUAUUUAUUAACAGAGUUGGCAUCAGUAUCUGCUUGCAGCAGUGUGAUUCACAGUCAGUUGAAUGGAUCCAUCCUACUUCUCCUCCUAAACUCUUUGGAUGGGGUUCUGGCAAAGUUGAACUGUUGAAGUUGUGGGUGGAUGGAUAUAGGUGGAGCAUACCGUUUAGUGUUUCUAGUGAAGGCAUGAUGCGCAUUUCAUUAAAAAGAGAUACUGGAGGUGAACCUUUGCUGAUCAGAGUACAAGUUAGAAGUGGAACAAAAGGUUCACGCUAUGAAGUUAUUUUCCGUCGAAAUUCCUCAUCAAGUCCUUACAGGAUUGAGAAUCAUUCCAUGUUUCUACCACUUCGCUGUCGGCAAGUAGAUGGUACUAGUGAUUCAUGGCAGCUUGUUCUUCCUAAUACUGCUGUUUCUUUCUUGUGGGAAGAUCUUGGCAGACGACAUCUGUUGGAAGUCCUUGUGGAUGGGGCUGACACAUCAAGGUCAGAGAAGUAUGAUAUUGAUAAGAUCAGCGAUAACCAGUCCUUCAAUGCAACGGGUGGACAUUCCAGAGCUCUGCGUGUUACUGUCCUAAAAGAAGAGAAAGCAAAUGUUGUUAAAAUUAGAGACUUGUUGCCUGAAAAUGAGCCACCAGCACUUUUGAACCAAAGAACAUCGUCAUCAUUGUCAGAGUUUCAAGGAAAUAAGCCUCAUAUUCAACAAUCAAAAAAUGCAUUAGAAUCUGAGUUUCAUGUUGAUGUUGAGCUUGCUGAGCUUGGUGUAUCCAUCAUUGACCAUACUCCUGAGGAGAUACUGUAUCUAUCCGUGCAAAGUCUUCUCUUGGCAUCUUCAACUGGCCUGGGCUCUGGGAUUAGUCGGUUCGAAUUAACAAUGCGUGGGAUUCAAGUAGAUAACCAGUUGCCAUUAACUCCAAUGCCAGUUCUCUUUAGGCCGCAGAGAACUGAGGAAACUGAUUAUAUGUUGAAAUUUUCUGUGACUUUGCAGACCAAUGGGUCACUUGAUCUUUGUGUUUAUCCAUACAUAGGUUUCCAAGGGCCUGAAAAUUCAGCCUUUUUGAUAAAUAUUCAUGAACCUAUUAUUUGGCGCAUUCAUGAGAUGAUCCAGCAGGUCAACCUAAGUAGGUUAUAUGAUACUAAUACAACUGCUGUUUCAGUUGAUCCCAUCAUUCAAAUUGGUGUUCUCAACAUCUCAGAGGUUCGACUCAAAGUGUCAAUGGCUAUGUCACCUAGUCAAAGACCAAGAGGAGUGCUUGGUUUUUGGUCAUCAUUAAUGACUGCUCUGGGAAACACUGAAAACAUGCCAGUCAGGAUAAAUCAAAGAUUUCAUGAGAAUGUUUGCAUGAGGCAGAGUACUAUGAUCAGUAAUGCCAUUUCAAACAUCAAAAAGGAUCUUCUUGGCCAGCCACUGCAACUGCUUUUGGGUGUUGAUAUAUUAGGCAAUGCAAGCAGUGCACUUGGGCAUAUGAGCAAAGGUGUUGCUGCCUUGUCAAUGGAUAAGAAGUUCAUUCAAAGCCGGCAGAGACAGGAGAACAAGGGAGUGGAAAACUUUAGUGGCAUUAUUAGGGAAGGGGGUGGAGCACUAGCCAAAGGCCUGUUCAGAGGAGUAACUGGCAUACUAACUAAGCCUCUUGAAGGUGCAAAAUCUUCUGGUGUUGAGGGCUUUGUUCAGGGUGUUGGGAAAGGAAUCAUAGGGGCAGCUGCCCAACCUGUUAGUGGGGUCCUGGAUCUUUUGUCAAAAACUACUGAAGGUGCAAAUGCUAUGAGAAUGAAGAUAGUAUCUGCUAUAGCUUCAGAUGAACAGCUUCUUCGCAGGAGAUUGCCUCGUGUAAUUAGUGGUGAUAAUUUGCUCCGUCCUUAUGACGACUACAAAGCACAAGGACAGGUUAUAUUGCAGUUGGCAGAAUGUGGUUCUUUCUUUGGUCAGGUGGAUCUAUUCAAAGUACGUGCAAAAUUUGCCUUAUCAGAUGCCUAUGAAGGUCACUUUGUACUCCCCAAAGGAAAAACCCUAAUGGUCACUCAUAGAAGAGUUAUAUUGUUGCAGCAAACAUCCAACAUUACUCACAGGAAGUUUAACCCUGCAAGGGAUCCAUGUUCAGUAUUGUGGGAUGUAACAUGGGAUAAUCUAGCAACAAUUGAUUUGACUCAUGGAAAGAAAGACCAGCCAAAAGCUCCACCUUCACGGCUUAUACUUUAUUUAAAUAUUAGACCAACAGAAAUGAAGGAACAAGUCCGUGUUAUUAAAUGUAGCCGUGAUACCCGUCAGGCUCUUGAUAUUCACUCUUCAAUCAUACAGGCAAUGCAGACAUUUGGGCAAAACGCUUCAAAGGAUAUGCUGAAGAAGAAAGUCACAAAACCAUAUUCACCAAUUGCGGAUGGCCGCAUUGAAGCCAUACCAAAAGGAGGUUACUCAUGAUCUUCUCAACAUUGCCAACACUGAGUUCAACUUUUGGGAGCAGCACCCGCUAAUUUAGGAAGUCAGUGGCAAUAGAGAAUUAUUUACGGUACUUCCAUUAACAUUAAUUCAAUGUUUGCAUCUAUAUAUCAGUUCUAAAGUUUUGCCUUAAAUUGCCCCUCCUGUUUGAAAGUUAUGACAUCAGAGGGCAGAGCUUCUAUUCUUUGACAUUGUUGAACAUACUAGCAAAGUCCUAUUUCACAUUUUUAUAUAAUUCUAUUGAAUUGAGAAUUAUUGAAUCAAAUUGUGGUAUAAAA